AUGGGGAUCUCCACAGUCAUCCUUGAAAUGUGUCUUUUAUGGGGACAAGUUCUAUCUACAGGUGGGUGGAUCCCAAGGACUACAGACUACGCUUCACUGAUUCCCUCGGAGGUGCCCUUGGAUACAACUGUAGCAGAAGGUUCUCCAUUUCCCUCGGAGUUGACCCUGGAGUCAACUGUAGCAGAAGGUUCUCCGAUUUCCUUGGAGUCAACCCUGGAGUCAACUGUAGCAGAAGGUUCUCUGAUUCCCUCAGGGUCAACCCUGGAGUCAACUGUAGCAGAAGGAUCUGAUUCUGGUUUGGCCCUGAGGCUGGUGAAUGGAGAUGGCAGGUGUCAGGGCCGAGUGGAGAUCCUAUACCAAGGCUCCUGGGGCACCGUGUGUGAUGACAGCUGGGACACCAAUGAUGCCAACGUGGUCUGUAGGCAGCUGGGUUGUGGCUGGGCCAUGUCAGCUCCAGGAAAUGCCUGGUUUGGCCAGGGCUCAGGACCCAUUGUUCUGGAUGAUGUGCGCUGCUCAGGACACGAAUCCUACCUGUGGAGCUGCCCCCACAAUGGCUGGCUCUCCCAUAACUGUGGCCAUGGUGAAGAUGCUGGUGUUAUCUGCUCAGCUGCCCAGCCUCAGUCAACACUCAGGCCAGAAAGUUGGCCUGUCAGGAUAUCACCACCUGUACCCACAGAAGGAUCUGAAUCCAGUUUGGCCCUGAGGCUGGUGAAUGGAGGCGACAGGUGUCAGGGCCGAGUGGAGGUCCUAUACCGAGGCUCCUGGGGAACCGUGUGCGAUGACUACUGGGACACCAAUGAUGCCAAUGUGGUCUGCAGGCAGCUGGGCUGUGGCUGGGCCACGUCAGCCCCAGGAAAUGCCCGGUUUGGUCAGGGCUCAGGACCCAUUGUCCUGGAUGAUGUGCGCUGCUCAGGACAUGAGUCUUACCUGUGGAGCUGCCCCCACAAUGGCUGGCUCUCCCACAACUGUGGCCAUGGUGAAGACGCUGGUGUCAUCUGCUCAGCUUCCCAGUCCCGGCCGACACCUAGUCCAGAUACUUGGCCAACCUCACAUGCAUCAACAGCAGGAUCUGAAUCCAGUUUGGCCCUGAGGCUGGUGAAUGGAGGUGACAGGUGUCAGGGCCGAGUGGAGGUCCUAUACCGAGGCUCCUGGGGAACCGUGUGCGAUGACUACUGGGACACCAAUGAUGCCAAUGUGGUCUGCAGGCAGCUGGGCUGUGGCUGGGCCAUGUCAGCCCCAGGAAAUGCCCAGUUUGGCCAGGGCUCAGGACCCAUUGUCCUGGAUGAUGUGCGCUGCUCAGGACACGAGUCCUACCUGUGGAGCUGCCCCCACAAUGGCUGGCUCACCCACAACUGUGGCCAUAGUGAAGACGCUGGUGUCAUCUGCUCAGCUUCCCAGUCCCGGCCGACACCUAGUCCAGAUACUUGGCCAACCUCACAUGCAUCAACAGCAGGAUCUGAAUCCAGUUUGGCCCUGAGGCUGGUGAAUGGAGGUGACAGGUGUCAGGGCCGAGUGGAGGUCCUAUACCGAGGCUCCUGGGGAACCGUGUGCGAUGACUACUGGGACACCAAUGAUGCCAAUGUGGUCUGCAGGCAGCUGGGCUGUGGCUGGGCCAUGUCAGCCCCAGGAAAUGCCCAGUUUGGCCAGGGCUCAGGACCCAUUGUCCUGGAUGAUGUGCGCUGCUCAGGACACGAGUCCUACCUGUGGAGCUGCCCCCACAAUGGCUGGCUCACCCACAACUGUGGCCAUAGUGAAGACGCUGGUGUCAUCUGCUCAGUUUCCCAGUCCCGGCCGACACCCAGUCCAGAUACUUGGCCGACCUCACAUGCACCAACAGCAGGAUCUGAAUCCAGUUUGGCCCUGAGGCUGGUGAAUGGAGGUGACAGGUGUCAGGGCCGAGUGGAGGUCCUAUACCGAGGCUCCUGGGGCACCGUGUGUGAUGACAGCUGGGAUACCAGUGACGCCAAUGUGGUCUGCAGGCAGCUGGGCUGUGGCUGGGCCACGUCAGCCCCAGGAAAUGCCCGGUUUGGCCAGGGCUCAGGACCCAUUGUCCUGGAUGACGUGCGCUGCUCAGGCUAUGAGUCCUACCUGUGGAGCUGCCCCCACAAUGGCUGGCUCUCCCAUAACUGUCAGCACAGUGAAGACGCUGGUGUCAUCUGCUCAGCUGCCCAUUCCUGGUCGACGCCCGGGCCAGACACGUUGCCGACCAUCACCUUACCUGCAUCGACAGUAGGAUCUGAAUCCAGUUUGGCCCUGAGGCUGGUGAAUGGAGGUGACAGGUGUCAGGGCCGAGUGGAGGUCCUAUACCGAGGCUCCUGGGGCACCGUGUGUGAUGACAGCUGGGACACCAAUGAUGCCAAUGUGGUCUGCAGGCAGCUGGGCUGUGGCUGGGCCAUGUCAGCCCCAGGAAAUGCCCGGUUUGGUCAGGGCUCAGGACCCAUUGUCCUGGAUGACGUGCGCUGCUCAGGGAAUGAGUCCUACUUGUGGAGCUGCCCCCACAAUGGCUGGCUCUCCCACAACUGUGGCCAUGGUGAAGACGCUGGUGUCAUCUGCUCAGCUGCCCAGUCCCAGUCGACGCCCAGGCCAGACACGUUGUCGACCAUCACCUUACCUCCAUCGACAGUAGGAUCUGAAUCCAGUUUGGCCCUGAGGCUGGUGAAUGGAAGUGACAGGUGUCAGGGCCGAGUGGAGGUCCUAUACCGAGGCUCCUGGGGCACCGUGUGUGAUGACAGCUGGGACACCAGUGACGCCAAUGUGGUCUGCAGGCAGCUGGGCUGUGGCCGGGCCACGUCAGCCCCAGGAAAUGCCUGGUUUGGCCAGGGCUCAGGACCCAUUGUUCUGGAUGACGUGCGCUGCUCAGGACAGGAGUCCUACCUGUGGAGCUGCCCCCACAAUGGCUGGCUCUCCCACAACUGUGGCCAUCAUGAAGACGCUGGUGUCAUCUGCUCAGUUUCCCAGUCCCGGCCGACACCCAGUCCAGAUACUUGGCCGACCUCACAUGCACCAACAGCAGGAUCUGAAUCCAGUUUGGCCCUGAGGCUGGUGAAUGGAGGUGACAGGUGUCAGGGCCGAGUGGAGGUCCUAUACCGAGGCUCCUGGGGCACCGUGUGUGAUGACAGCUGGGAUACCAGUGACGCCAAUGUGGUCUGCAGGCAGCUGGGCUGUGGCUGGGCCACGUCAGCCCCAGGAAAUGCCCGGUUUGGCCAGGGCUCAGGACCCAUUGUCCUGGAUGACGUGCGCUGCUCAGGCUAUGAGUCCUACCUGUGGAGCUGCCCCCACAAUGGCUGGCUCUCCCAUAACUGUCAGCACAGUGAAGACGCUGGUGUCAUCUGCUCAGCUGCCCACUCUUGGUCGACGCCCAGGCCAGGUGAGACGCCCAGGCCAGACACGUUGCCGACCAUCACCUUACCUGCAUCGACAGUAGGAUCUGAAUCCAGUUUGGCCCUGAGGCUGGUGAAUGGAGGUGACAGGUGUCAGGGCCGAGUGGAGGUCCUAUACCGAGGCUCCUGGGGCACCGUGUGUGAUGACAGCUGGGACACCAAUGAUGCCAAUGUGGUCUGCAGGCAGCUGGGCUGUGGCUGGGCCAUGUCAGCCCCAGGAAAUGCCCGGUUUGGUCAGGGCUCAGGACCCAUUGUCCUGGAUGAUGUGCGCUGCUCAGGACAUGAGUCUUACCUGUGGAGCUGCCCCCACAAUGGCUGGCUCUCCCACAACUGUGGCCAUGGUGAAGACGCUGGUGUCAUCUGCUCAGCUUCCCAGUCCCGGCCGACACCUAGUCCAGAUACUUGGCCAACCUCACAUGCACCAACAGCAGGAUCUGAAUCCAGUUUGGCCCUGAGACUGGUGAAUGGAGGUGACAGGUGUCAGGGCCGAGUGGAGGUCCUAUACCGAGGCUCCUGGGGCACCGUGUGUGAUGACUACUGGGACACCAAUGAUGCCAAUGUGGUCUGCAGGCAGCUGGGCUGUGGCUGGGCCACGUCAGCCCCAGGAAAUGCCUGGUUUGGCCAGGGCUCAGGACCCAUUGUUCUGGAUGAUGUGCGCUGCUCAGGACACGAGUCCUACCUGUGGAGCUGCCCCCACAAUGGCUGGCUCUCCCACAACUGUGGCCAUUAUGAAGACGCUGGUGUCAUCUGCUCAGCUUCCCAGUCCUGGCCGACACCCAGCCCAGACACUUGGCCGACCUCACGUGCAUCAACAGCAGGAUCUGAAUCCAGUUUGGCCCUGAGACUGGUGAAUGGAGGUGACAGGUGUCAGGGCCGAGUGGAGGUCCUAUACCGAGGCUCCUGGGGCACCGUGUGUGAUGACUACUGGGACACCAAUGAUGCCAACGUGGUCUGCAGGCAGUUGGGCUGUGGCUGGGCCACGUCAGCCCCAGGAAAUGCCCGGUUUGGCCAGGGCUCAGGACCCAUUGUUCUGGAUGAUGUGCGCUGCUCAGGACAGGAGUCCUACCUGUGGAGCUGCCCCCACAAUGGCUGGCUCUCCCACAACUGUGGCCAUCAUGAAGACGCUGGUGUCAUCUGCUCAGCUGCUCAGUCCCAGUCAACGCCCAGGCCAGAUACUUGGCUGACCACCAACUUACCGGCACCGCCAAUAGGAUCUGAAUCCAGUCUGGCCCUGAGGCUGGUGAAUGGAGGCGACAGGUGUCAGGGCCGAGUGGAGGUCCUAUACCGAGGCUCCUGGGGCACCGUGUGUGAUGACAGCUGGGACACCAAUGAUGCCAAUGUGGUCUGCAGGCAGCUGGGCUGUGGCUGGGCCAUGUCAGCCCCAGGAAAUGCCCGGUUUGGCCAGGGCUCAGGACCCAUUGUCCUGGAUGAUGUGCGCUGCUCAGGACACGAGUCCUACCUGUGGAGCUGCCCCCACAAUGGCUGGCUCACCCACAACUGUGGCCAUAGUGAAGACGCUGGUGUCAUCUGCUCAGCCACCCAAAUAAAUUCUACUACGACAGAUUGGUGGCAUCCAACAACUACAACCACUGCAAGACCCUCUUCAAAUUGUGGUGGCUUUUUAUUCUAUGCCAGUGGGACAUUCUCCAGCCCAUCCUACCCUGCAUACUACCCCAACAAUGCGAAGUGUGUUUGGGAAAUAGAAGUGAAUUCUGGUUAUCGCAUAAACCUGGGCUUCAGUAAUCUGAAGUUGGAGGCACACCAUAACUGCAGUUUUGAUUAUGUUGAAAUCUUUGAUGGAUCAUUGAAUAGCAGUCUCCUGCUGGGGAAAAUCUGUAAUGAUACCAGGCAAAUAUUUACAUCUUCUUACAACCGAAUGACUGUUCACUUUCGAAGUGACAUCAGUUUCCAAAACACUGGCUUUUUGGCUUGGUAUAACUCCUUCCCAAGCGAUGCCACCUUGAGGUUGGUCAAUUUAAAUUCAUCCUAUGGUCUAUGUGCCGGGCGUGUAGAAAUUUACCAUGGUGGCACCUGGGGGACAGUUUGUGAUGACUCCUGGACCAUUCAGGAAGCCGAGGUGGUCUGCAGACAGCUAGGGUGUGGACGUGCAGUUUCAGCCCUUGGAAAUGCGUAUUUUGGCUCUGGCUCUGGCCCCAUCACCCUGGACGAUGUAGAGUGCUCAGGGACGGAAUCCACUCUCUGGCAGUGCCGGAACCGAGGCUGGUUCUCCCACAACUGUAAUCACCGUGAAGAUGCUGGUGUCAUCUGCUCAGGAAACCAGCUAUCGACAUCUGCUCCUUUUCUCAACAUCACCCGUCCAAACACAGAUUAUUCCUGCGGAGGCUUCCUAUCCCAACCAUCAGGGGACUUUUCCAGCCCAUUCUAUCCCGGGAACUAUCCAAACAAUGCCAAGUGUGUGUGGGACAUUGAGGUGCAAAACAACUACCGUGUGACUGUGAUCUUCAGAGAUGUCCAGCUUGAAGGUGGCUGCAACUAUGAUUAUAUUGAAGUUUUCGAUGGCCCCUACCACAGUUCCCCUCUCAUUGCUCGAGUUUGUGAUGGGGCCAGAGGCUCCUUCACUUCUUCCUCCAACUUCAUGUCCAUUCGCUUCAUCAGUGACCACAGCAUCACGAGGAGAGGGUUCCGGGCUGAGUACUACUCCAGUCCCUCCAAUGACAGCACCAACCUGCUCUGUCUGCCAAAUCACAUGCAAGCCAGCGUGAGCAGGAGCUAUCUCCAAUCCUUGGGCUUUUCUGCCAGUGACCUUGUCAUUUCCACCUGGAAUGGAUACUACGAGUGUCGGCCCCAGAUAACGCCGAACCUGGUGAUAUUCACAAUUCCCUACUCAGGCUGCGGCACCUUCAAGCAGGCAGACAAUGACACCAUCGACUAUUCCAACUUCCUCACAGCAGCUGCCUCAGGUGGCAUCAUCAAGAGGAGGACAGACCUCCGUAUUCACGUCAGCUGCAGGAUGCUUCAGAACACCUGGGUCGACACCAUGUACAUUGCUAAUGACACCAUCCACAUUGCUAAUGACACCAUCCAGGUCGAGGAAGUCCAGUAUGGCAAUUUUGACGUGAACAUUUCCUUUUAUACUUCCUCCUCUUUCUUGUAUCCUGUGACCAGCCACCCUUACUACGUGGACCUGAACCAGGACUUGUACGUUCAGGCUGAAAUCCUCCAUUCUGAUGCUGCACUGACCUUGUUUGUGGACACCUGUGUGGCAUCACCAUACUCCAAUGACUUCACGUCUUUGACUUAUGAUCUAAUCCGGAGUGGAUGCGUGAGGGAUGACACCUACGGACCCUACUCCUCGCCGUCUCUUCGCAUUGCCCGCUUCCGGUUCAGGGCCUUUCACUUCCUGAACCGCUUCCCCUCCGUGUACCUGCGUUGUAAAAUGGUGGUGUGCAGAGCGUAUGACCCCUCUUCCCGCUGCUACCGAGGCUGUGUGUUGAGGUCCAAGAGGGAUGCGGGCUCCUACCAGGAAAAGGUGGACGUCGUCCUGGGUCCCAUCCAGCUGCAGACCCCCCCACGCCGAGAAGAGGAGCCUCGGUAGGUGGUCGCUCUCAGACCCCACUGCCCACCGGGGCGCAGACCCCUGACUCGGGGACUUGGGAUGUUCCUCUUGGUGUCAUAUUCCAACUCAAAUUGAGCCCUACAUUGUGCUGCACCUGGUCAUACGGAGUUGAAUCAGACCUGGUUCCCGCCUCCCCCAAGGCUCAUGGUCCUUGGAGGACCCGUUGCAGGGCGAGGUCAAGAGAGUUCUGACCUGGAUGGCCCAUAGACCUGACGUCCCAGAAUCCAUGCUUCUCAUCUGCAAAAUGAAAAUGUCAAUACUUACUUCUUAGCACUGUUGAGAGGGUUACAUAAAGGAAUUUUGGUGAAACUGC
Gorilla gorilla gorilla (western lowland gorilla) is the source of this 7270-nucleotide messenger RNA. RefSeq names its product deleted in malignant brain tumors 1 (gene DMBT1). Gene Ontology annotation, cellular component: membrane; extracellular matrix. The coding region runs from base 1 to 6936 and encodes 2311 amino acids. Gene Ontology annotation, biological process: defense response. The record is from RefSeq and is a predicted model, not a curated record. NCBI's taxonomy places the organism in Eukaryota, Metazoa, Chordata, Mammalia, Primates, Hominidae. The transcript is spliced from 52 exons.